Molecule: messenger RNA, 2121 nt
Organism: Ostrea edulis (European flat oyster)
Lineage: Eukaryota; Metazoa; Mollusca; Bivalvia; Ostreida; Ostreidae
Product: spermatogenesis-associated protein 6-like
Exons: 7
Coding region: 109-924 (271 amino acids)
Biological process (GO): spermatogenesis
Molecular function (GO): myosin light chain binding
Source: RefSeq, a predicted model, not a curated record
AGUUCUCGCCGACCCGUUGACUCUCUUUCUGCGUCCUUGACGACACCAGGUUGUGGAUUUCACCAGAGACAAAAAAUUGUCAUCGCUGCAUAUAGAAUUUAAAUAAAGAUGCCGAGAAUUCGUUGUGUCGUGAACUUGAAGCUGAGAGCCGUGAGAGCGCCAGGUGUGUAUUUCAUGAGUCGGGAGGAUGUGUACCUCAGUGUCAGCCUGUUUGGACAGAACAAGAGCACGAGACUACAGAUUGCAGACUUCCCCAUGUAUAUACAACAAGACCUUCUGUUUGACAAGACAUACUACACCUCUUUGUUGUCAUCAGAGGCUUUGGACCGACUCAGAGAUGAGCUGGUUGUCGUUGAGUUGGUGCAAUUGUCACGAUAUGGAAGCUCGGUCAGACUCGCUUCGUACUCGACCAGUGCGAGGGACUUCCUGUUCCCAAUUCCAUCACGAUCUCUCUAUCAUUCCUCUUCAGUCAGAGAAAUCCCUCUACGCAGGCUAAUUGACUUUCCCGGUGAAAAUCCAAUCUGGUUAGAGUUUUCUACCGUUACUGACAUGACAGAGUCUUUGUUACCGGAGGCAGACAACAUUCUUUAUAGGCCCACACUGAGAGACUCGCUGUUGUACAAACCCACUCUGUCGGACAGAUAUGGAUUACGUCCAUUCACUGCGAUAGAGAGGCUCGACCUGGAGCGGACUGAACGGGCAUUACAGCGCAGUAAAUCCAUGGAAAAACUGGAGUUGGAUCAUCUCAGAGCACUCCAAAAAUCUCGGGAACUUGCAAAACUUGAACAGGAGCUGGAGACGAAGAGACGGGAGCGACUGGCCAGGGAACAGCUUGAAGAUUCCUUGCGUCGAUCCCGAACUCAGUACUUAGAAGACCUGGAGCUUGACAAAUUGAGAAUGUCAAGGAGAUAUCUCUACCUGUAACUCAGACCUCAUAGAAGCUAUGAUAUAAAGAAAGAUGUAGCUAGACUUUGAGGAGGAUUGAGGAAAUUGAGAGAAACCCUUUGUACUGUACGAGUAGUGUGCCCUAGUCAUGCUAGACUUUCUGUGGUUGGGGCUGUAGCGAGAGACUGGAACUCCACUCAGACUUUGUGCUCUGUAGUCAGCUGUUCUUCCAAAGACAUACAAAUGUAUCUAAAUCAUUGACAAUAUUAAAUCAUGCCUAGUGAUUUGUUGAUAUUACACCUGUUACUACUGAUGUGUAAUGGAGAUAGACCCCCCCCCCCCCCCCCCCCCCCCACCUAACUCAUUUCAUUGAAUCAAUUGUAUAAUUGUUCAAUUCAUAGUACUGACUGCAUGCACUUAGAAUACAGCACAGACUAUAAAAAGUUAAUUGUUAAUGUUAAAACUCUAAUUAAACAACUUUUCGUGGAAGGAAUACAUAUUAUUUUGAUUGUAUAGCUUUAUGAUAUUUUUAUUUGGGAGUUCUUUGUGCUAAGUUACACUAAAUGUUAAUCUUGCAUACUGAAUUUUUUUUUUCAUUGUGCAAUUAGAAAACGAGAUUGAAACCAAAAAUCAAAAAUAAGAAUUUAUAUUGUGGUGUUGUAUCUAUAUUCGUUAGUAUAUUUGUAAGCUCAUUGUAUACUGUUUAAUGAAAUACUCUGCGAUACAUUUUCAAUGCAUUCCACUUGUAACUCAGUGCUUUAAAUGUAUUACAUAUACAUGUAUUUAUCAUUAGUUAUCUUUUUUAUAAUGAAAUGAUUGUGAAAUCUUGUUUUUGUUUUUUGUUCUUUAAUGAUAUAUUAAUUGUUAACAAACUGGAAAAAUAUUCAGAAUUUUUUCUUUGGAUUGAAACAGGAAAAUUAUUUUAAAAUUUUUUUCUCUCAUAAUUUUAGUUCACAUUACUUACAAAAGACUCCUGAAAAUAUGCGAAAAUAAAGCAAAAUGAGUUUUGACUUAUUUUUAUGAAUAAUUUAAUAGCAUGAAUUGAGCACUCAUGGUAUCAGCUAGCUAGGUUAUAAGAUAAACAUGCACUCGCAACACUUCAGUAGCUUUAUUUAUUGUUAUCAUAUAUAUUUAAUGAUUUUUCACAGUUUUUAAUAUAAUACAUGUAUAUAUAUAUAUAUUAUUAUAUAUAAUUAAUUAUAUUAACAAAGAUUAAAAUAAAGAUUCACAAAUUUU